AGCCCUCCCCCGGGAACCUCCGGGCGGAGAGGCUCCGCCCGCCCUGAGCGCGGCCUCCGCAUGGAGGGGCGGCCGCCACCGGGGUCGGGGCGGCUCUCGCCGCCGCUGCAGGGAGGCGGAGCCGCUGCGGUUCCGGAACCCGGAGCCCGGCAACACCCGGGACGCGAGACGGCGGCGCAGCGGUACAGUGCCCGCCUGCUGCAGGCCGGCUACGAGCCCGAGAGCGAUUUCCUGAUCCUCCCUGGCUUCAUCGACUUCAUAGCCGAUGAGGUGGACCUGACGUCAGCCCUGACUCGGAAGAUCACACUGAAGACGCCACUCAUCUCCUCGCCCAUGGACACCGUGACGGAGGCCGACAUGGCCAUUGCGAUGGCGCUGAUGGGAGGUAUUGGUUUCAUCCACCACAACUGCACCCCGGAGUUCCAGGCCAACGAGGUGCGGAAGGUCAAGAAGUUUGAACAGGGCUUCAUCACGGACCCUGUGGUGCUGAGCCCCUCACACGCUGUGGGCGACGUACUGGAGGCCAAGAUCCGGCAUGGCUUCUCUGGCAUCCCCAUCACGGAGACUGGCACCAUGGGCAGCCAGCUGGUGGGCAUCGUCACCUCCCGAGAUAUCGACUUCCUCGCCGAGAAGGACCACACCAUCCUCCUUAGUGAGGUGAUGACGCCGCGGAACGAGCUGGUGGUGGCUCCAGCGGGCGUGACAUUGAAAGAGGCAAAUGAGAUUCUGCAGCGCAGCAAGAAAGGGAAGCUGCCCAUUGUCAAUGACCACGACGAGCUAGUGGCCAUCAUUGCCCGCACUGACCUGAAGAAGAACCGGGACUACCCUCUGGCCUCCAAGGACUCCCACAAACAGCUGCUGUGCGGGGCAGCUGUGGGCACCCGUGAGGAUGACAAGUACCGCCUGGACCUGCUCACCCAGGCGGGUGCUGACGUCGUAGUGCUGGACUCAUCCCAAGGGAACUCAGUGUAUCAGAUUGCCAUGGUGCACUACAUCAAGCAGAAGUACCCCCAACUCCAGGUGAUUGGUGGGAAUGUGGUGACGGCAGCUCAGGCCAAGAACCUGAUUGACGCCGGUGUGGACGGGCUGCGUGUGGGCAUGGGCUGCGGCUCCAUCUGCAUCACCCAAGAAGUGAUGGCCUGCGGCCGGCCCCAGGGCACUGCUGUGUACAAGGUGGCUGAGUACGCCCGGCGCUUUGGUGUACCAGUCAUAGCCGAUGGCGGUAUCCAGACUGUGGGCCAUGUGGUCAAGGCCCUGGCCCUUGGAGCCUCCACAGUGAUGAUGGGCUCCCUGCUGGCUGCCACUACGGAGGCCCCUGGCGAGUACUUCUUCUCGGAUGGGGUGCGGCUCAAGAAGUACCGGGGCAUGGGCUCGCUGGAUGCCAUGGAGAAGAGCAGCAGCAGCCAGAAGCGAUACUUCAGUGAGGGGGACAAGGUGAAGAUUGCGCAGGGCGUGUCGGGCUCCAUCCAGGACAAGGGCUCCAUCCAGAAGUUCGUGCCCUACCUCAUCACAGGUAUCCAGCAUGGCUGCCAGGACAUCGGAGCCCGGAGCCUGUCUGUCCUGCGGUCCAUGAUGUACUCAGGAGAGCUCAAGUUUGAGAAGCGGACCAUGUCAGCUCAGAUCGAGGGUGGUGUCCACGGCCUGCACUCGUAAGUGGGUGGCAUCCGCACCGCAGCUGGCUGGGACCGAGCUGGGCAG
Messenger RNA from Trichechus manatus latirostris (Florida manatee), 1698 nucleotides. It is a transcript of the gene IMPDH1, whose product is annotated as inosine monophosphate dehydrogenase 1. Gene Ontology annotation, cellular component: cytoplasm. NCBI's taxonomy places the organism in Eukaryota, Metazoa, Chordata, Mammalia, Sirenia, Trichechidae. The record is from RefSeq and is a predicted model, not a curated record. The coding region runs from base 61 to 1653 and encodes 530 amino acids. Gene Ontology annotation, biological process: GTP biosynthetic process. Gene Ontology annotation, molecular function: IMP dehydrogenase activity. The transcript has 13 exons.